Molecule: messenger RNA, 1134 nt
Organism: Fusarium sp. VM40
Lineage: Eukaryota; Fungi; Ascomycota; Sordariomycetes; Hypocreales; Nectriaceae
Source: the annotation of a GenBank genome assembly
AUGAUGAACGGCAUGGAAAAGACCGAUUAUGAGGAGGACAAGUUCGGUCCUAAGGAGGGGGGAAACUUGGUCAGCGCUUUCGAUGCAUUCCCCAAGUCAAAGCCGCAAUACAUCCAAAGAACCUCGGGAGGUGGUAAAUGGACAGUCGCUGUGACCAUCAUCUCAUUUGUUCUCAUCUGGGGUGAGCUUGGUCGCUGGUGGCGUGGAGCUGAGUCUCACAACUUCGAGGUUGAGGCUGGUGUUUCGCGAGAACUGCAGAUCAACCUGGACAUUGUAGUCAAGAUGAAGUGCGAUGAUGUUCAUAUUAACGUCCAGGAUGCUUCUGGCGAUCGCAUCAUGGCGGCUAAGCGUCUUCGCACUGACGGGACUCUCUGGUGGCAAUGGGCCGACGACAAGGGCAUUCACAGACUUGGACGGGAUAGCCAAGGUCGAAUCAGCACCGGGCAAGGAUACAACGAGCCAAAGUACGAGGAUGAGGGUUUCGGCGAGGAACACGUUCACGAUAUUGUUGCGCUUGGAAAGAAGAGGGCGAAGUGGGCGAGGACCCCCAGAUUCAAGGGUCCUGCCGACAGCUGCCGCAUCUACGGAAGCUUGGAUUUGAAUAAGGUGCAGGGUGACUUCCACAUCACGGCCCGAGGCCACGGUUAUAUGGGCAAUGGCGAGCAUCUCGACCACAGCAGGUUCAACUUCUCGCACAUCAUCUCAGAAUUGUCUUACGGUCCAUUCUAUCCCUCACUCGUCAACCCUCUCGACGGCACUGUCAACACAGCCCCUGGCAACUUCCACAAGUUUCAGUACUAUCUCUCUGUUGUGCCCACGGUGUACAGCGUCAACUCGCGGUCUAUUCUCACCAACCAGUACGCCGUGACGGAGCAGAGCAAGGCGGUCGACGAGCGAUACAUCCCCGGCGUUUUCUUCAAGUACGACAUCGAGCCGAUCUUGCUGACUGUCCACGAGAGCCGUGAUAGCAUCAUCAGUUUCUUGGUCAAGAUCAUCAACAUCAUGAGCGGUGUCUUGGUCGCCGGACACUGGGGCUUCACAAUCAGCGACUGGGUUCACGAUGUCAUCGGCCGACGAAGACGCAGUGGCGGCGGAAUCGGUGUGCUGGGAACGAAGGAAGGGUUUGAUCAGUAG